AUGGAAGACUCUAGCCAACAACAACAGCAGGAGAGCGUCGCCACCUCGAAGCGCAUCUACCUUGGAAACCUUCUGUACUCGGUCAAGCCCGGCACGAUUGAGGAGAUGCUGCACGAGGGCGGCUUCGGCAACUUUGAAAAGAUUCACAUCUCGGUCGACCCCGUCAGCGGCCGCAACCCUGGCUACUGCUUCGUCGACUUUCCCGACAAGGCCUCGGCCGACCGCGCCCUCGAAACGCUCGACGUGUCGAUUGGCGGCCGCCCGCUCAAGGUCCGCCCCUGCGAGCCCAAGAAGCCGCGCGCCUCGGCCGGCGGCGCGCGCUGGGGCCGUGAGGGCGGCGCUGAUUCUGCCUCUUCCUCGCCUGCCCGCAGUGGCAACAACAACAACAAUAACGGCAGCGACGGCCAAGGAUUCAACCGCUGGGGCGACUGGAACUCGAGCCGCGACCGCGAUUCGCAUCAGCAGCAGCAGUCACGGCGCGGCGGCGACAGGCAGGGUCCCGGCGCGGCCCUCGACCACUUUGAUGAGAAUAUGCAGGUGGAUGGCCGCAGGCUGUUUGUCGGUGGCUUGGGCAAGAUGAUUGACCAGGAGCACAAUCGUGUCGAGAUGGAGGCUAUUUUUGCAGACUUUAAGCCUGCCGCCAUUGGCAAGCGCAUCACCGCCCGCCCCGACGAGAGCAAGCCCGCCAGCGGCAACCGCAACUUUUGCUUCGUCGACUUUGACACACGCGACGAGGCCGAGGCCGCGCGCCUGGCCCUCGACGGCAUCGAGCUCAACGGGAGCCCCAUUACCGUGCGCACCGCCCGCCGUCAGCGCGAGCAGAUGCAGCCCAGCAGCUUCCGCCACGACAUUCAGCGCAACGGCAACGGCAACGGCAAUGGCAGCGGCGCAGAGUCGCCCGCGGGCGGCGCCAGGGCCUUUGCCUCGCGUGACUGGCGUCGUCGCGUAGACUAA
Beauveria bassiana ARSEF 2860 is the source of this 954-nucleotide messenger RNA. RefSeq names its product RNA recognition domain-containing protein. The record is from RefSeq and is a predicted model, not a curated record. Gene Ontology annotation, molecular function: mRNA binding. The transcript has 3 exons. The coding region runs from base 1 to 954 and encodes 317 amino acids. NCBI's taxonomy places the organism in Eukaryota, Fungi, Ascomycota, Sordariomycetes, Hypocreales, Cordycipitaceae. Gene Ontology annotation, cellular component: cytoplasm; nucleus.